AUGGACAGCGAAGAAAUUUUUCAUACCUUUGCUAUUGUAAUCUUUAUUGUUCUUGGUUUAAUUAAAACAAUAUUUUCAUUGACAAUUGUUAUUAUUAUUAGUUCCAAUUGGAAUAGAAAAUGUCGAUCAAUUCUUAAUCUUCAUGUAUGUAAUUCAUGUAUUAGUAGUCUCUUUUAUGUCUUUGCUGUAUCCACACAAAUUCCUCUUCUAUUUGAAAUCACUUAUCAAGAAAAUCAUUAUAUUUCAUUAGUAUUUUGUGAAAUUCGUGGUUUCAUUUUUCUCACGGCUUGCGCUAUUAAAUCCUAUUCAUAUUUAGUUCAAACAAUUUCUCGUUAUUUUAUAACAGUUCAUCAUAAACGAGUAAUUCUUCUUACAUUUCGUUUCAAUCUAACCAUGAUUUUUAUUAGUUGGAUAGCAGCUUUGCUUGUUACAAGCAUUUCAUUUCGAACACCAUUUGCUUAUCGAUAUGAACCCGAUUCUCAUUUAUGUGUUAUUACAAGUAAAAUUUUUUCAAUAUCUUUUUAUCCAACAAUUUUUAUAUUCUUAAUUCCAAUGAUUAUAAUUAUUUGGCUCUAUGGUUCUGUUCUAUGGCAUACAACACAUUCUAAUCGUAUUCAUCCAAUGAAUAUUUCUAUGAUUAGAACUAAAAGACAUAUAAAAGUAUUUCGAAAUAUUCUUAUUAAUUUAACUGUAUUAAUUAUUGGUGCAGCACCGUAUUUUAUCUCGAUUAUAAUUAAUAGUGUAACUGCAAUUCCACAAAUAUUUCAUUUAAUUUCGACUAUAUUUAUUUCGAUGUCUAAUACAUUCGAAUUAAUAGCUAUUUUCUUUACAAAUGAAAAUGUUAAAACAAUUUUUUAUAUAAAAAUUGGUUGGCAUCAUGAACCAAGUAAUAACAUACCGAUGCGAAGAAACAGAGGACAGUGUACUACAAUAAUCUAA
Rotaria sp. Silwood2 is the source of this 939-nucleotide messenger RNA. Lineage: Eukaryota; Metazoa; Rotifera; Eurotatoria; Philodinida; Philodinidae. The record is from the annotation of a GenBank genome assembly.